Molecule: messenger RNA, 3348 nt
Organism: Uloborus diversus
Lineage: Eukaryota; Metazoa; Arthropoda; Arachnida; Araneae; Uloboridae
Product: midasin-like
Exons: 13
Coding region: 12-3221 (1069 amino acids)
Biological process (GO): ribosomal large subunit assembly; rRNA processing
Cellular component (GO): preribosome, large subunit precursor
Source: RefSeq, a predicted model, not a curated record
UGUCCUGGCUCAUGGCUACAUACGCACAAACAGGUGACGCAAUCAAAGAGUUGCUGGCGAGCAUCAACAAUAGUGGAUUUGAUUCGGAUUGUGCUCUCAGCCAGAAAUUGCUGCAUGUAGCUCAGCUGACUAUCAAUGAAUCGGGCAAGUGCGUGGCCUUCUACAGAGACCAAUGCAACAAGGCUAAUUUGCAAGGCGUAGCUGUGGAAAAUAAUCUUGCUGUUAAAAAGAUUUCUAGCCUCUGCCAGAAGCUUGCAGCUCAGAUUCUGCUCGCAUUCAAUGACAUGGUGAACUGUUACUCCACUGAGGAAAAGAAGACGGGCGAUGAUGUUGUGGAAGAGGGCCUAUUGACCGUGAAAAUGUGCAAGGCAAUUGAUGAUGCCGAGGGAAUUCUGCACCUUCGAGAAGUCUUGAAACUGAUGAACAAGAUUAUGAAGAGCAUUGAACCUUUUACAGAUUCUAUUGAAGACCUGAAAGCCAUUAAUGAAGGAUUUAGGUGUUUGGUUAACCUUACUCCUCUGAUGACUGAAUAUUUUGAGCUGCUGAAAAUCUAUUUGUGUACCAGCUUAGGAAUGCACAGAACUAGCAGCAAAUUCUUAUCGAUACUUUUGCAAAUAUUUAGUCUCUUAGCAGAAAAGGGUUUUUGCAUUCCCCCUGAGCUGGAAGAAGAGGCACAGAAAUCUGGUGCCACUAAGUUUGAAGACAUCAAAUCUGGAGGAUUUGGAGAAGGGGAAGGAACCAAGGACGUCAGCGAAAACAUCAAGACCGAGGACCAGCUUGAAGACACUUUCAAAGAGGGUGAGGAAAAGGAGGAGAAAGAAGAGGAAGAGAAAUCAGAUAUAAAGGAGGAAGAGAAAGGCAUUGAAAUGUCGGAAGAUUUUAAGGGAAAAAGUUAUGAUCCAGAGAAGAAUACUGAUGAAGAUUCUGGUCCCGAGGAGACUGAAGAUAUUGAAGAGGAAGAUCUUGAUCAGCAAAUGGGUGAUGUUGACAAUGAAUUUGAAGAAAAAAUGGAAGAAAAGAACUGGGGAGACGAUUCAGAAGAUGAAAACGAAGACAUGAAAGAGACCGAAGAAACUGGCGGCGUUACUCAAGAUCAACAGUCCGAAAUGGCUGCCAAGGAGAGUGAUCUUGCAAAAGAUGAUAGUAAAAAUAAAAAGGAAAAGACGGAGGAAGAAUUGGGUGCAAAUAUGGAUGAUCAAGAGUGUGCCACUGCUCCGGAUCCAAUGAUAAAUCAACCUCCUCCUAAGGAUGCUGAUGUUCAUGAUUUGCCAGAAGAAAUGGAGAUUGUUGAUGAUGAUGGUGAUUACAAUGAAGAUGGUGAUGAAAACCCAGAAGAAAUGGACGAAUCUGUGGAAAAUGAAGAUAAUGUUUCAGAUGAUGAUGAUGAUGGUUCAAAAGAAGACUCGGAUGUUGAAAUAGAAGAACCUGAAAUGAAUGGAAAAGAAAUGAGUGAGAUAGAGGAAAUUGAAAUGAAUGAUAAUGGAAAGAAAGGUGAAACACAGAGCGUGGAGGAAGAUAAUGAAGAGGGAGAAGAUGAAAAUGAAAAAGAAAAUGGUGAUGACAUGCUUCCAACUCAAGGUCCAGAUUCAAAAGAAAAGUCCUUACCUGCACCAGAAGAAGUUGAACAUGGCUCAAAGGGAGCAGUCGAUCAGAAUGACAGGGUACAGAAUGGAUCAACAGAUGCUCAGGACUCCAAAGAACAGCACAGAGAAGGGCAAGCUGAGGCUCAAAAUGCCGAAGAUGCUGGACAUGAAGGCAGAAAAUCUUCUUCCAUGACAUCCAAUCGAGAUAUCGAGGGACGUCAGCGCCCCAAACUGAAGCCUCCUUCAGAAAAUAGAAUCCUUGCUGAGGAUUCCAAUCCAGAGAGCAUGAAACAAAGACCUGUUCGCAACCAACGGAAUCUUGAAGAACAUUCCAAAUCUGAUCCUGACGGGAUGGCGGAAAUUUAUGAGCAUGUUUCUCGUGAAGAAGAUGGUUCCCACAAAGCAGUUGACACAGCAACAGAACAGCAAGCAGCCAAACGACCACCACGACAGCAGUCCCAUUACUCUGACGAUGAGGAGGUUAUUGAAAUUCUAUCAUCUGAUGAGGAAGAAGAACCUCCAAAAGCUACAGGUGACGUAGUUUGCCGAAAUCCCAAGGAUAAGGCUGGUAAAAGAGGUAAUGCUGACGAAACAGACGAGGUUAUGGAAGUUGACGAAGAUGACUGCCCCAUCAUUGUCACGCACCACAUCGCUCGUGGACCGGAUUCGACGAUCCACACGCAUUUUGACCUGUGGGCAUCUCGGUCGGCCAAUGAAACUGAGCACUGGCGGGAGCCACGAGAGAUGGAUUUGGCAAGUGGAGGAAGAGAGCUUUCCGCAUCCUCAGAUGAAGUGUGGCAUCAGAUGGAGGGACGACUGGCUUACUUACAACAAGAGCUGUCUGAGCAGUUGCGGCUUGUGCUCGAGCCGACGAAAAUGUCCAAAUUCAAAGGCGAUUACCGCACCGGGAAGCGUCUGAACAUGCGCAAGAUCAUUCCGUACAUUGCCAGCCAGUAUCGCAAAGACAAGAUUUGGCUGAGGCGCACCAAACCCAGCAAGCGAGAGUACCUGAUCAUGCUAGCCCUGGACGAUUCUUCCAGCAUGAAAGCCAACCAGUGCGGGCAGUUGUGCUAUGAGUCUGUGGCACUCCUCUCACAGGCCCUCACCCUCUUGGAGGCAGGAGAUCUGUGCAUGAUCAGUUAUGGCGAGACUGUGAAGCAGCUCCUCUCUUUCAGCGAGCAGUACUCCCCGAGUGUGGGUGCAAGAAUCUUAUCCGGCAUGUCUUUCCAACAGGAAAAGACCAAUUUGGUCGAGAUGCUCAACUGGGCCACAGAGCUGAUGGCUCGGGCGAGGGCCGGAAAUCACUCCCUGAUGUCCCGAGAGACUGCUCAGCUCUUGAUCAUUCUCUCUGAUGGGCAAGGCGUCAACAAUUACGGCGAUGUGGUGCAGAAAGCCAUCAGAAGAGCUCGAGACAACAACAUCUUCAUCAUUUACGUUAUUUUCGAUAAUCCCGAGAGCAAAAAAUCAAUUCUAGAUGUGCAGAGAAUAAUUAGUUGCGAUCCAUAUCAAGCUGAGCCCUAUAUGGAUUCCUUUCCUUUCCCAUUUUAUAUCAUCCUGAGGAACAUUUCAGAUUUGCCCAAAGUGUUGGGGGAAGCUCUUCGUCAGUGGUUCGAACUUGUUACAUCUGUGGAACGUUAAAUUUCAUUUGGCUCACUCAUUGGAGUAUUUCUAUUGAUUUCACUGUUUUUACCUAAUUCAUUAUAUCAUUGUUUACAUAUUACGUUCCUAUUUGUAAAUUUUAUUGGAAUAAAAUUAAAAUCAUUGU